This is a messenger RNA of Penaeus chinensis, 4951 nucleotides long. Its product is annotated as hydroxymethylglutaryl-CoA lyase, mitochondrial-like. The coding region runs from base 194 to 1222 and encodes 342 amino acids. NCBI's taxonomy places the organism in Eukaryota, Metazoa, Arthropoda, Malacostraca, Decapoda, Penaeidae. Gene Ontology annotation, biological process: ketone body biosynthetic process; L-leucine catabolic process. The transcript is spliced from 7 exons. The record is from RefSeq and is a predicted model, not a curated record. Gene Ontology annotation, molecular function: hydroxymethylglutaryl-CoA lyase activity.
AGUGGAGAGAGAAAAACAAUUGGAAAAGGAAAAUGAGGAACAAGAGACAAGUAAGACAGAAAAAGGAAAGGAAGAAGGAAAAGAAGAAGAUGAGGUAUUAUUAGCCCCCCUUGAGACCUGCGGGCGGGGAGGGCCCGGGUCGCCUCUCGUCGCGGGCGGACGACGCGCGAGCAGACGACCCCGCCGGCCCACCAUGGCGACGCUGCUGGUGUGCCGUGUGAAUGUUAUCUCGGCUCUCAAGACCUUCUGCAGGACCUAUGGCACUUCUGCGCUUGCAUUUGGAAAAUCACAGUAUGUAGAGAUCCGAGGGGCGCAGUUGCAGUCACAGUACCCUAAAGAAGUCAAGAUUGUCGAAGUUGGCCCACGGGAUGGACUGCAAAAUGAAAAGGCCCUCGUGCCAACAGACGUAAAAAUUGAAUUUAUUAAUAUGCUGUCUCGAGCUGGACACAAAGCUGUAGAGGUGACCAGCUUUGUAUCUCCAAAAUGGGUCCCACAAAUGGCAGAUCACAGCGAAGUGUUAACUGGAAUUAAACGUUUUAGUGGUGUCUCCUAUCCUGUACUGACCCCCAAUCUGAAGGGAUUUCAGGCUGCAGUAGCAGCAGGGUGUGAGGAAGUGGCGAUCUUUGGAGCUGCCUCGGAGACAUUUAGCAAAAAGAAUAUAAAUUGCAGCAUUGCCGAAUCCUUACAAAGAUUUCAAGCUGUAAUGGAUGCUGCAAGGGAGGCUGGGAUUCGUGUAAGGGGUUACGUCUCCUGUGUAUGUGGGUGUCCCUAUGAAGGCCCUGUCGAUCCCAAGGCUGUGGCAAAGGUUGCCUUGGCCAUGUACGAGAUGGGUUGCUAUGAGAUUUCCCUCGGAGACACCAUUGGCGUUGGGACUCCUGGCAGCAUGAAGAACAUGUUAGAUGAAGUCCUGAAGGUUCUUCCAGCUGAGGUUUUGGCUGUCCACUGCCACGACACGUACGGCCAGGCGCUUCCCAACAUCCUUAUUGCUCUUCAGAUGGGCAUCAGUGUUGUAGAUGCUUCUGUUGCCGGGCUGGGAGGUUGCCCAUAUGCAAGUGGCGCAUCGGGCAACGUUGCAACAGAAGAUGUUGUCUAUAUGCUCAAUGGCUUGCAAAUCGAAACUGGGGUAGACCUUGAUAAACUGAUUGAUGCGGGAAAUUUCAUUUGUACUGCUAUUAAGAGGCCAAAUAUGAGCAAAGUGAGUUGUGCCAGAAGUAACUGUUAACAAGUGACUCAUCAGUUUUGUUGACAUCGUAUGUACUUUUUUUUAUUUGUUUUUUCCCCAAGAUUGUGACAAUAUUUAUUUUCAAGAUUAAGGUGUAGAGAAAUAUUGUAGCAAAGUGUGAAUGUCGAAUGUGAAGGGAGUUGAAAGGAAACAUUUAUUUUUUUAUAGAAUUUAGGUUUUGUAAUUAGUUUUGUAUUAAAGGAAAAAGAAAGAAAAAAAAAAACAUUUUGCAAACUUUGCAAAUAAAACGAAGUUGAUGUUGAUCUGUACUAACAAUGAAUGUAUAAAAUACUUCACUUUUUUUUUUUUUUAAGAGUAUAGAUUAUUCCCAUUUGUUGAAAAUAGAAAUGAAAAUAUCUUUAGUCAUUUUCUGACUGUAAAAUUAGGGUAUAUCUUCAAUUACUUAACAGUUGUUGUGUUCAUGUAUAAAAGUACUCAUGAUUGGGAAGUCUCCUUCAUGCAUUUAUAACCCCCCAAAAAAAGAAAAAAAAAAAUCAUAAAUAUGUAAUCUUGAUGAAGACACUUUUGCCAAGGGUAAAACCAAAAAAUUUGUUGGUUUGGGUGCAUUUUCUUCCUUUUUGAAACAUUGCAAAUCACUGACCUCUUUGAUUACUAUUUUUAUUGUUAUCAUUAUUAUUAUUAUAAUAAUAAUUAUUUCUUUAUCAUCAUCAUCAUCAUCAUUAUAGACCAUAUCACCAUCCUCGUCGUCAUGAUCACCCUGAAGUUCAUCCUCAUCCGCAUCCUCAUAAAUAUUAUUGUUAUUAUUAUUUUUUUUUUAAAUGAUUAUGAUUAUUAUUAUUAUUAUUAUUAUUAUUAUUGUUAUUAUUAUUAUUAUUAUUAUUAUUAUUAUUAUUAUUGUUAUUAUUAUUAUUAUUAUUAUUAUUAUUAUUAUUAUGAUAAUUAUAAUUACUAUUAUCAUUUUUGGUUUCUGUACAUCUGGUGCUGCUCAGAUUGACUCAGGAUGUUAGGAAAUGUGCAUAACUCAGUGCAUGCUUUAUGCUGAAUAAAUAUGGGAAGACAGUAGUACGUAAAAAAAGGUAUAUCUUUCUUCAUGGUCGUCAGUAAUGCGUAAUGAUAGAGAGCCAAUUGUCAUUUUUCCAGAACUGAUUCCCAAGUACAUUUUAUUUUGAGGAAUAAUUGCUUUGUUUAUAACAAGGAUCCCAUUUAUUUAUUUUUUAGAAGUGCAUGAUAGACCUUUUUUUUGUGUGUGUUUGUCUUUGAGGGUUUUAGUAAAGGAUGGGAUUUGGCAGCCUUGCUUGAACAUUUUCUUCUGUUUUCCCAAAUAGUUUCUGUAGAUUUGUAUUUUCAUGUAGAAUGUGACAACCUUAAUAUGUAUUUAUUUUCAAAGGGCCAAAAACUGAAUGAAAUCAAUUUAAAGUGCAAAACAUGCCAUUAAUAAAUUCCAUCCUAUAGUAAUCACUAUAUUAUCUGGUUUUAUCAUUUAUAAUGUCAGGCUCUAUUUGAUCAAUAUCCUCUCUGGAAGAGGAAAUGGAUUGCUGGGUCUGCAGCAAGCAUUAAGGUAUUAUACUGCUCAGCAUGCCAGGCACAGUACUAGCUAUAUAUGGAUUCACUGUUGGCAUAAAAAACAGUAGACUGUGUCCUUGUGCUUUGACUCUCCUUAGAGCACUAAGAUUGGUCAUGGGCUUAGACCAGUAGCAAGCCUGUGUAUCAGUAAUGAAAGUAUAGUAAAUUGUAAUAAGCUUCUUUCUUAUGAAUUCAGGAGUUAGACAAACCUCUGUUCUUGCAUCGACUCAAUUCAGCCCUUGCAAGAACUGGACAUGGUACAAUUCUGAUCUUGACUUUGAUGAUGAAGUUGCUAUCUUAUUGUGAGCCUCUGGAGACCCUUGAGGCUAUUGAUGCAUUUAGCCAAGGCAAAGGCCUAGGGUCCAGAGGUUUCUUGGACCACGACCAAGAUCCAGCACUUUGAGGGUAUUCAAGGCAAUCCUUAUCUGUUGUUAUAUGCUUCAGUGAAAACAUCAAAGUCACCAAGAGUUUUAUCUUGAUUAUUUUAUUAUAUCUUGAUAAUGUAAUUCAUACCUCUUGGUUUUCAGACCAUGAAGUCAACAGAUGGAUUGACCUGUCAGGAAGAGUAAUGAACUUCCUCAAUAAAAAUAUCUGGAAAUGCCUAGGUCUUUUUGCAGGACAAAAAUAUGUCUUCAAGGCUCUGACAUUGCUGGUUUUGGUGGACAUCACUGAAAUGUGUGAAAUGUGGACUUUAACCUUGGAGUAUUGUCUUGACACUUUUUGCAAUAGGUCUUUGUGUUAUAUCAUGUGGUACAGUUGUCAGGGCAAUAUAUCCAAGCAGCGUCUACAAUGUAAGACUGGGGUAAGAUCUCUUAUUGCACCAUCCAGGACUGCCAACUCUAGUUAUAUGGUCACUUUGACUUGAUUCCCCGAGGUGGUCUCCUCUAAAGACAAUCCUUGUAAGAGGAGGGUUGUAGGACAGCCAUUAAGGUUGUGGCUUUAGCAAAUUGAUAAGAUCUGUCAUGAAGAUGUCAGGUUAGGCAGGAUUCGUGCCUGACACGUAAAGGGCAGACUUCAAAAUAAUAUUUUUCUUUUUUAUAGUUUUUUUUUUAUUUGUUAUUGUUUUUACUAAUUCUCUAAAGAGGAGGGUGAUUUAAGAAUACCAGAAGUAUAGAGAUGCUUCUAUAAGGAUAACACUUAAAUGUAGAAUUUAGUGACCCAUAUGGCCAUGAUAUUUUAAAUGAACCUCGGAAGAUAAUUCAUGGUCAGGUAUACUAUGCUUUCAGUACCUAUUGUUUAAGCUUUCAUUCCCAAGUACUGUUCUCCUCUUUGGUAACUGCACCUCAUAACAUUUCUUAUUCCUGCUUAUGAAUCUUAAAAAUCCUCUAUAUUUCUAACUUUUACACUUUGAUGGUACAUAGAAAGUAAGUCCUUAACCCCUAUAAUCAAGCUAUAGUGGAUGCUAUGUACCAUUAAAUAAAAAAAAAAAAAAAUGCCAAAAGUUCCGUAAAACAAUCAUAAAGAGGUAUUGUGCACUCCAUGAAGAAGUCUAAACAUCGAAAGUAAAUCAUUACACUGCUAGUUAUGAUGAUUAAUAGUAAUUGCUGUGGAAAUGAGCUUCAGAAUCAACUAUAAAUCUCUUUUUUUUUUUUUUUUUUUUUUUUUUAAUACUUGUAGCAUUCUGCAUAGCUUUUUAGUGCUGAAUUUUUGUCUUUACUGUAAAUUCACAAAGAAAGGUACUACUUUUGUUUUACUACUGUAAAAUUGCCAUAAUUUUUCACAUUUACCUCAAUUAUAGCAAGUAUGCAUAGUAAAUUGCAUGUCUUUUAUUGAUGAAGCACAAUCAGUCAGAUGUUGAAAUGUAUAUCUUUGUUAUUAGAAAGCACAGAAUAUAUUUUACACAAAGAAAAAGUGAUUGAUGGGUUUGUUUCAGUCACCAUAUAUAAAAGUCUACUUACCAUGCUCUGUAAAACAUGAGAUCUAUUGAAAAUAGGGUAAGUGUACCUGUAUGAGUUUACUUAUACUAUACAAAGCAAAGUUAAUUGAUAGCCCAUUAUGAGGCUUUGUAAGGUGACUUUUGACAAUAGAAUAGGUUUUUCCCUAAAGAUGCAGUUAUUCUUGAUUGGUUGUGUUUUAAUGUUUGCAUGUGGAAAGACAAAACCCAAAGGUGGUGUUACCUGGCUGUGAGAUAUGUUGUGGGUAUACUUUUUAAAAAGAUGUAUUUUAUUCUGAAAUAUAGAAAUAAAAAAAAAAAGUAUUGCUUUA